Molecule: messenger RNA, 2120 nt
Organism: Gossypium arboreum
Lineage: Eukaryota; Viridiplantae; Streptophyta; Magnoliopsida; Malvales; Malvaceae
Product: U4/U6 small nuclear ribonucleoprotein PRP4-like protein
Exons: 6
Coding region: 173-1855 (560 amino acids)
Biological process (GO): mRNA splicing, via spliceosome
Cellular component (GO): U4/U6 x U5 tri-snRNP complex
Molecular function (GO): U4 snRNA binding; U6 snRNA binding; protein binding
Source: RefSeq, a predicted model, not a curated record
CAAAAACGGCAGCGUUACCUUUCUUUAAUUUUGCCUUCUUUUCUCUCACUGACUCGUUUUGCAAGUUUGAACCUCUUAAUUUUCAUAAAUUCUUUCAAAUUCACCCCUUUUCCCUUUCCUUCGCCACCCAAACCACUCCCCGAUCUCCUGCAACUUUUCUUUUCCAGGUUCAAUGGAAGUUGAUGAUGACAAAAGUCCAUCAACUUCAGCUGCAGUUCCGGAUGGCGAAACCCCGGUGCCUACAGCUAAUAGCACACCGGUUCAGCCUCCAGCGGUCCCACCUGCAGUUGUACCACCAACUAUUGCUCCACUACCAGCAGUUGUGCCACCUAUUGCUCCAAUACCUGCAGUUCGCCCUCCCGUCUUUAAACCACCUGUGCCUCAAAAUGGUGAGGUGAAAGCUGUUGAUUCAGACUCUGACCAUGAGGAUGAUGGGCGAGCUACAGCUGGUGAAUAUGAGAUCUCAGAAGAGAGCAGACUGGUUCGAGAGCGACAAGAAAAGGCAAUGCAAGAACUUUUGAUGAAACGCCGUGCUGCUGCACUGGCAGUUCCUACUAAUGACAUGGCUGUUCGGACUCGACUUCGCCGACUUGGUGAACCCAUAACACUUUUUGGAGAAAGAGAGAUGGAAAGACGGGAAAGGCUGCGAAUGAUUAUGGCAAAGCUGGAUUCUGAGGGGCAACUGGAGAAAUUGAUGAAAGCUCACGAGGAGGAAGAGGCUGCAAUUUCUGCUAAGGCAGAGGACAUUGAGGAAGACAUCGAAUAUCCCUUUUAUACUGAGGGUCCAAAAGAGCUUCUGGAUGCUAGAAUUGAUAUUGCAAAGUACUCUAUUGUAAAGGCAGCUGCACGUCUUCAGCGUGCACGGAGAAAAAGGGAUGAUCCAGAUGAAGAUAUGGAUGCUGAAAUUGAUUGGGCUCUAAGGCAGGCAGGGAAUUUGGUUCUUGAUUGCAGUGAAAUUGGUGAUGAUAGACCGCUUUCGGGUUGUUCUUUCUCACGUGAUGGAAAACUUCUUGCCACCUGCUCUUUGAGUGGAGUUGCUAAGUUGUGGUCAAUGCCUAGGGUAAGCAAGGUUUCUGCCUUAAAGGGCCACACAGAACGUGCAACUGAUGUUACUUUUUCUCCGGUGCAUGAUCUUUUAGCAACUGCUUCUGCUGACCGAACUGCAAAGUUGUGGAGCUCUGAUGGAUCUCUCCUGAAAACAUUUGGGGGCCAUUUGGAUCGCCUUGCACGUAUUGCCUUCCAUCCUUCAGGGAAGUAUCUUGGUACAACAAGCUUUGAUAAAACAUGGAGAUUGUGGGACAUAGACACUGGCAUGGAGUUGCUUCUCCAAGAAGGUCAUAGCAGGAGCGUCUAUGGAAUUGCCUUCCACCAAGAUGGAUCUUUAGUAGCAUCCUGUGGACUUGAUGCACUCGCUCGUGUUUGGGAUCUCCGCACUGGGAGAAGUAUUCUGGCUUUUGAAGGCCAUGUGAAGCCGGUUCUUGGUGCUAGUUUUUCACCCAAUGGCUAUCAUCUAGCCACAGGUGGUGAAGAUAACACAUGUCGUAUAUGGGAUUUGAGGAAGAAAAAGUCCCUGUAUAUCAUACCAGCCCACUCAAAUCUUAUAUCACAAGUGAAGUUUGAGCCUCAAGAGGGAUAUUACUUGGUCACUUCUUCUUAUGACAUGACUGCGAAGGUUUGGUCUGGAAGAGAUUUUAAGCCUGUCAAAAGCUUACCGGGUCAUGAAGCUAAAGUCACUGCUUCAGAUAUUAGUGCAGAUGGGCGAUAUAUUGUGACAGUCUCUCACGAUCGAACUAUAAAGCUAUGGACUGCUGGUAACAUUGAACAGGAAAAUGAUAUGGAUUGGACUGAGGGUUGAUUUGGAGAAGUUUAGGUGGUUUUUGUAGGAGUGUAUCUUUCAACAUAAUUUUUAAAGUCAGAUUAAAACAAUAUUGUUGCUGUAAUGGAUUAGAAAGGGACUUGCUUAAAACACUUUUUUAUAUGAAAAUCUGGCUUCAUAGUUUUCGCUCUUUGUUUUAUUGUAAGCCACGUGAAAAUGUUAACGCUUUGGUUUAGCUACCAAUUUGUAUAAUGCCGCUUUCCUUUUUCAUUCACAAUAAAUUUUUGGAUAAAUUAUCACUCAA